Molecule: messenger RNA, 2558 nt
Organism: Chaetura pelagica (chimney swift)
Lineage: Eukaryota; Metazoa; Chordata; Aves; Apodiformes; Apodidae
Product: KIAA0408 ortholog
Exons: 5
Coding region: 1-2082 (693 amino acids)
Source: RefSeq, a predicted model, not a curated record
AUGGACCUGCGUAAACAACUGGAGAAUACUGAGGUGAACUGGAAUAAAGAGAAGAUGGAAUUGCUGGAGAGAUUUGACAAUGAAAGGAAAGAAUGGGAAUGUCAAUGGAAGGUCAUGCAGAAGAAAAUAGAAGAGCUUUACCAGGAGGUAAAACUUAGAAGGGAGACCAAUAUGAACAUCCAUGAUAGUAAGGUCUUUCAGAACAAGAUGCUGCAGCUGUCCAUGCAUUCCCGUACUUCAGAAGAGAGGAACGCAGUAAAACUGAACUGUCAACACAAUGUGGCAAAUGAUAGGAUGGAAAAAGGGAGUUUGCUCAAUAAAACAGGACAUGAAUGUAGCGAAACGAGAGCCAAGAGCAGAAACAAUACUAUGUUAAUGGACAAUCUGGCCUUUGAGAACCAUGAGGAACCUGAAGACAGCUUCAGCAUCAACACUUCCAAGAAAAACACCAAGAAUUAUAUUGGAGAUCUCAAUGUAGCUCUUAAAGAACUUGCCAGAGUCAGUGAAGAACUAUGCAGCUAUCAGGAGGAAAUUCGAAAGAAGUCCAACCACAGAAGAAUGAAGUCACUUCCUUUCCUGGGGGAAUUUGAAGAAACAAAAAACACAGUUAUUCUGCCUGAGAUGAACCACAUGCCCAGCAAUGAAGCACAGACUUCAGUUGCUUUUGAAACAGAGGAACACAAUAAUAGGAAGAAUCUGAUGAGUUCCACCAAGGAUUUGAAGGACACAUCUUAUGGUAGCCUUACUGGUGGCAGAGGAACAGACUUCAGACUUUGGCAAAAGAAAGAAGCUCCACCAGUUCCUCCCCGGAGCACUUCUCGGCACCUAACAAACUCACUUUCUGCAGUUGUGCAGCUUUCUGAAGCACCAGUAAGGGAUCCAGGCAUCCAAAGUAGAAGUGGAAAUACACUGAUAAAUCCUUCAUCUAUAAACCAGAAGGAAACUGCAAUGGCCUGUGCAAAUGGAGGGCAGCCUGUGAAAGCUCCUGUGAUGGUAACUGCUGCAAUACCUGUGACUAAAAAUGAGUGCAAUGUACAAACAAGCUUCUGCCACAACACAUGGGCGUUUGAUAUGAGCAAACUUGGAAAAGACAAGAGUGAGCCUUUCCCGCUGUCAGCCCAGAAGAGUUGUUCAGAUGGAAACAUGGCCCAAAGUAACAAGAUGCACCAGAAACAAAAUCCCAAGUCUCACAGCAGCCCUUAUUACAGUAACGACUUUUAUGCCCCAACUGCCCUGCAGAGUGACCUUUUGGAAGAUUUUAGGUAUUCUUUGGGAAAGACCCAAAAAAAUGAAACUUUAGCAGCAAAGAUUGAUGAGUUUAACAGGACUGUGUUUCACACAGAUAAACAUAACAAUGCUUUGCAGGAAAACCAGGUGCCUAGAACAGCAACAGAAGAUCCCAAACCAUGCAGCUCACUGUGUGACUCUGCUGUUAACAGGCCAGAAACUGUAAAUACACCUUGUGUUUCACAUCCCAAAUUCUCUGCAGUGAAGGAACAAGAAACCAGCAACCCCAGCAAAGCUGCCAGGAUGGCAGGGCAACAAAAGCAAACAAAUGGACUUCCAAAUACUAGUGGUUAUAGGCACAUGCUUCACGAGCAUGACUGGAGACCAAGUAAUUUAUCCGGUCGCCCGCGUUCAGCUGACUCAAGGUCGAACUAUGGUGUUGUUGAAAAGCUUUUGAAAAACUAUGAACAAUCAACAGUGACUUCUCCAUGUAAUGCAAAAUGCUGCAAAGAUAAGUGGACACAGGCAAAUUCUAAAUUCACCGAUGGGAGUUGUGAGACAUUGAGUCAGUAUUUAGAAAUGCUCCAGAUUGAGCAAGGAAAGCAAGAAUUUCCAAGGAAUUCAGCCAGGCAUAUUGGGCAGCAACUCAAGCAAGGAAAAGAGAGACAGAAGUUACCAGAGAUAUCUGUGCCAGCUAAAUGUUCAAGUGGGAAGGGUUUCUCCCGGCCUGCACGGCCAGCAAAUCGACGCUUACCUUCGAGAUGGGCAUCCAGAUCACCAUCAGCACCGCCCACUGUGAGAAGAACCGCGUACAACUGCUCUGUCUCUUUUCGGUCAGAGACCUCAGUAGUCUGAACCCAGAGCUGGGUUGGAUGGUGUUGUGAAAGCUCUACACCUCAUCAUAACUGUGUUCGGUAUGUGUUCUAGCGACCAGUUCUACACAGUUGUAUCUUGACCAAGAGUGACCCCCAUCACAUGCCGGACAAAGCAUUUUGAAUCUUAGGUCAUCAUCACCAUGGUCUUCAGUGUUUUUAUUGAGACAAAGUAACUAUACCCCGGGUUUUCUCUGUUUGUUUGUUUUUUCUUUUAUAAUAGCUCACAAGGGAUUUCUUUUGAAUGGCAUCGUCCUUAGUUUGCCAAUCAGUUUUGAGUUGAAACAAUGUACAGUGCUGUAUAUUCUGACUCUUCUGCAAGCAGCAGGACGUAAAGCUGUAUGCAUGAUCAUGUGUUUGUAGGUGCAUGUGUUGGACUAGAAAGUAUACAGGUCUGUAUUUAGAAGAGGCAAACUGUGCUAGUGUUGACAUUGAAAUUACAGCCUAUAUGCCUACAUA